AUGGCCACGUAUUGCCCCUAUCGCUUGCAUCCGCAACCUCUUCUCCUUGCUUGGGUGGUGGUUGCAUUCCUUCUGCGUCCCGUCACUCCCUCGGCUGCGCCCGUAUCCAUCGGUUGCGUUCUCUCUCCAGUCCAACCAGAGAUCUGUGGCCAUUUCGAGGAAGUGUUGCAAAAUGCGCCAUGGAACACGACGUUCCAACCCAUGGAUGAGAUUGAGAUCUUGGAUGCCGUCAAAUCUCUCCAUUUUGCCCUCGUUGAUCCCAAAACUCUCGCCUGCCUCGAUGUUGAAUAUGGCAUCGCCCCCAUCGCUACACUCGGAGUUCCAAACAUCUACGUCCCCAAACGCAAGACGCACGAUGAUUUCGUAUUCGAGGUGGGAGCCGUCAUCUUCACACGUGCAGACUCAACCGUCGAGUCCCUGGAACACCUCAAGGACAGGGUCGUUGCAACAACCACUACCACAGAUCUUGCCAGCACUAAUGCGGCCUUUGUGGAGUAUCGCCAGCGCACGGGAUCAGACCUCAUCGAUGACGCAGCUACGAUCGAGUUCAUGGGCACACCCGCUCGCGUGCUUGGUGCUGUCUUGAGCGGCACUGCAGACGUUGGCAUUGUGCAGGCGGGCUUUCUUGAGCAAGCUGUGAAAGACAGAGCCGUCACAUGGGAGGACGUGUUGUUGCUGUCGCUGAAUGUCGUCGAGAGCAACCAUCGCAUGUUUCCUUAUCACAUCUCCACCGUGGCAUACCCUGGCUGGGCGCUCGUAGGCUUUGAAGCAACCACAACGACGGAGCGCGAGCAAAUGCUUGACUUCUUGUUCAACACAAGCGUUGACUUGAGUGUCCACUUUGCUCUCGCUGAAAGCUACGCUACGGCCGGAGAUGCCCUGGAAACUUUUGGCAUCAUUGAGCGGGACCUGACACGAAGUGCAAACGCCUACUGCCCUCGAACUGCAUCACAUCGCGCUGUCUUGUCCCCUGCCAACCCCGGCAAUGCAGCCACCGAUACCUCUUCUUCUCCUCCAGCUUCCUCCUUUUCUUCUGUGUGGACUGCUGCCCUCAUUGACAAGUUCGACCCGGCCCUGCAAGCACCGCGAAUCAUCUGCCCGCAAUCCCACUUUAGACACAGCAAGUACAUCCAGGAAACACUGUGUGUUGGACUUGACUGCCCCAACAACACGCUCUGCGCCUGCCAAGCAUGUCAAGAGUCGCCACCCGUCUUGGUGCACUCGACGUUGGCUGACAGCAGCGAGACGCUGUUCUCUUCAAGUGUUGACACGCUGCAAAACGUGCUGCUGUCUUCGUGCGAGCGAAUGCGCGUGUGCUCCACAGUGCAGCAAGGCACACCCCAGUUUAUGCUAGUGGAAGACAAGUACGCACAGUACAGACCAAAUGAACACUCGCUCUUCUUCUUCAUUAGGGUUGACUGGUCAGAAGCAGGCAUUUCCACAACAACAGCCACACCACUACCCCACGAUCAUCAGUUUGCCAUCUUCAAUGUCACAACCCCCCACUUUGGCAGAGCAGCUGUGGAGAUAUAUGUUGCUGACCCUGAAACAACAAUGGACAAGUGGGAGCCCAUCUACGCAAGCCCGUUCCUGCUGGAAGUCACCCCUCGCGACUGCCCGCCAGGACAGGAGGCAACACAGGACAACACGUGCGUUUGCCCCGUCGGCACGCUCCACAUCAGCGGCAGUUGCAUGCAGGCAAAGGAGUACCUGCCCAUCUUCAUCGGCAGCGCCCUGGCUGUGAUUGGCAUCGGCGUGUACAUUGCCAUUGCCAUGGUGCGGCGAGGCGCAGACAAGCUGUGGCAGAUUGACGCGGCAGACGUUGUUGUGAGCGACCCGCCCGAGGUGCUUGGGAUGGGCGCGUUUGGUGUUGUGAUCAAGGGGGAGCUGAACGGCACCGCCAUCGCCAUCAAGCGCGUCAUGCCGCGGGCCUCGCGUGCAGGUGCACGUGGUACGCGCACGGGAAGCAAGCGAGGGUUUCUCAGCAGCAUGAAACGGAGUAGCAAGAACGGCGAAUGCGAUGACGCACUUGCAGCUCCUGACGGCACAGUGACAGGCACGUAUCAGGCAUCAAGGACAGCCAACGGCUUUGGCUUGCAGCUGGGCAACAUGGACAACGAGGCAGCGAUUGAGCGGGCGCUGGAGCAGGGCAAUGCAACCACCCAGGGCACCACACACAGGAUGAGCAAGACAAAGAGGCUCACAAACGCAAAAGCCGAGUUCAUGGAGGAGAUGCGGCUGCUGUCACGGCUGCGCCACCCGUGCAUCGCCACCAUGCUUGGUGCCAUCAUGACCAAGUCGCGAGAGUUUCUCCUCGUCAUGGAACACCUCGAGCACGGGUCGCUGUAUGACUUCCUGCGCAAUGAUGAGCUGCCAACACCAGACAUGUUCCUGCUGCCCAUUGUCAAGGACAUUGUGUCUGGCAUGCGCUACAUCCACAACCUCAAGCCACCGGUUGUGCACGGCGACCUGAAGACGAAGAAUGUGCUUGUGGAUGGCAACUUCAAGGCCAAGGUUGCUGAUUUCGGGCUGUCGCAGAAGCAGCGUUUUGGCUGUGGCACCCCCUUCUGGAUGGCGCCAGAGGUGCUGCGCGGAGGAGAGGUGACACGGGAGGCGGACGUGUACAGCUUCGCCAUCACGGUGUACGAGAUCUACAGCCGGCAUGACCCGUUCCCAGAGGAGGACGCGUCGGAGUGCUGCUGUCAGAUUGCCGCGGCGCAGGUGCGGCAAAGCGACCCGACAUUCCCAGGCUCCGGUGCCUCGUGGACGCGCAGCUGGGCGAGCUCAACAUCAGCAAAGGUGGGCGCAAGCCUCAUCCAGCAGAAGCAGGACGCGCUGAAGAAGGCCACGGUGCUGCACGACGUGUUCCCGCCGCACAUUGCCAAGAUGCUGGAGGAGGGCAAGAAGGUGCACCCGGAGCACAAGGACGACGUGACCAUCUUCUUCUCCGACAUUGUGGGCUUCACCAACAUCAGCGCGCAGCUGACGCCGGCGGCGGUGUCGGACAUGCUGGACCGGCUGUACUCUGCCUUUGACGAGCUGACGGAGAAGCACGGCGUGUUCAAGGUGGAGACCAUUGGCGACGCGUACAUGGCGGCAACAAACCUUGUCAAGCCGCAGCACGACCACGCGCUCCGCAUUGCGCAGUUUGCGGAGGACGCCAUCAAGGCGGCGCAGUCGACGUUCAUUGACCCUGAGCGGCCGGAGCUGGGGUGCGUGAACAUCCGCGUUGGGUUCCACUGCGGCCCUGUCGUGGCCAACGUUGUUGGGCGGCGCAACCCGCGGUACUGCCUGUUUGGGGAUACGGUGAACACGGCGUCGCGCAUGGAGAGCUCGAGCGAGCGCAACAAGAUCCACGUGUCGACGUCUGCGGGAGACCGCGUGCGGAGCCAGGCGCCGUGGGUGAAGCUUGAGUCGCGCGGGGUGCAGAACAUCAAGGGCAAGGGCGAGAUGCUGACAUACUGGCUGGUGAGCACGAGGAAGCCUGAGCAGACGGGGCGUGUUGCCAUUGCUGAGAACGAGGCCACUGUGAUCGACAUGGGCGAGGGUGAUGGCGAUGUUGACGGUGAUGAUGAUGGUGAUGGUGACACGGGUAGCCGGAGGAAGAGUGCCCAGCUGAAGGACAGCGUUGGGGGCGGGUUUGUGUUCAAGAAGAAGCGUGCGUCGUCGAUUGGGCGGCGGUCGACAGGAACGCACGAGAGCCGAGCAUCGGCGCGCGUGUCCCUGAGCUCCGUGUCGUGGCUCAACGAUGCAAAGGCGUUUGAAGCCCUGUCGCGUGACAGCUUUGGCAGCCGUCGGGCGUCAACAACAGCAUGCAACCUGCCAACAACAACAUCAUUGCCAACUGCCUUGUCGACCGCUGUUACUGUCGCAGGGAUCGAUUCGACUUGUUGCACCAACUCAGAUGAGAAUUCUAUCGACCUCAACACCAGUGUGGCCAACGCCUAUGUCACUGUUGAGAGCAGCGUUCAUGACGGUCAAAGCCUUGACAGUUCCAAUCAAGCCACCAAAGUGCUCGCUACCGUUGUGCUUCCGGAUGGUGUUUACGCUUAA
Salpingoeca rosetta is the source of this 4053-nucleotide messenger RNA. RefSeq names its product TKL/DICTY4/DRK protein kinase. Lineage: Eukaryota; Choanoflagellata; Craspedida; Salpingoecidae. The transcript has 12 exons. Gene Ontology annotation, biological process: intracellular signal transduction; receptor guanylyl cyclase signaling pathway; cGMP biosynthetic process. Gene Ontology annotation, molecular function: protein kinase activity; peptide receptor activity; ATP binding. The record is from RefSeq and is a predicted model, not a curated record. Bases 1 to 4053 code for a protein of 1350 amino acids.